GAAUUCUUUAAUAUUAAUAGAAUUUCUGGUUCUGGAAUUGAUAACCUCAAUCUUAGAAACAAGGGUAAUCAUUUAUAGUUGUAUAGUUAUUAGUUACUAAUUUCUCAUAUUACAGUAUUGUACCAUUGAUCGUUGAUGUGAUAAAUGACAGGUUUUUUAUUUGUAUGAUAGUAUUUGAGAGCCGCUAGGGGUCGUUGGACUGUUUUAGUAAAACUAAUUAUUAAUGAUUCACACAACUCUAUAGAGAAAGUAUCUCCUCUACGCUGUGGAGAUACGUAUAAAAAAUACUACUGGUGAACUGUCGUAGUCCAGCGACGACAAAAUAUAAACCAACGGUAUCGUAGGUAAUGAGUAUCUACCGAAACGUCGAAACGAUCAUAGUUGGAAGAGAUAUUAACGAAUCAGAUAUCUACCCAUGUUUAAUUUAUGCACAAAGAUAAUUUAUUGUAUGGAUUAUGUUAAUGUCCACGUUUCUAUCGUGCGGACUUUCGUAUCUAGUCUCACGAAAUGUCGCACGCGAAUCGUAAACUCGUCUACCGGGUGACGAAACACGGUCAAUAUCAUUAGUCGUUUGCACUCGCACGAUUAGUAGGCAGGAUUUUUUUUGCAUUUUUGUCUGACGACUAAGGGACGUCGAACGGGUCGCACAGCGUCCUGGUAUACUGGGUUGACUGUUGACUCGACCGGAACACACAUUGAAAAACAUCGCGGGUCGGAGCGAUUGGACUCCGUGCCGUAACAAUUCUGGCUGCGCGUCGGGGGUAUAUUAUAUUAUUUUAUUGUUAAUAUUUUAAUUAUUAUAGGUCUGUCGCAGGCCACAGCUUUGGUCCGUGCCCGCGUUCAGGCGUUCUGUAGGUAGUUUUAUAAUUGUGUCGAUAUUAUUGCGACUGCGAGUGCGUGCGUGCGUAUAUCCCGUAGUUGGUAGUGGUGCGAGCAGCUAUGUAAUAUAUUAUUUUCUAUGCUGCGAGCGGCGAGCCUCAUCACUUUCGUGUCUGUGUCGAAGUCUUGUGUGUGUAUGUGUGUGUCUGUUUUGUAUUUGUGUGUUUCUGUGUGCAAUGUGUAUGUUGGCUGCAUUCUAUCUUCCAUAGUUCCAUAGUGAAGUCGCUACUUUUAAACAAAAGGCCUUAAAAUUAGUUUUUAACUAUUUCCGUGCGUAUACCUACGGAAUUGUUAUUCAUUUCUGUUUUGUCUGGUUUGGCGCAAUAGAGCAACGACGACAGAUCAGAAGACUACGCGAGGAACGCGGAAGAUAUUUUUUCCUUCCUUUUUGAAAAUCAUUAAACGGAUCACCCGCCGCAGUAGCGUUGGUGUAGUGGAGGUGGGUAGUGUGGACUACGUGACAUUUUAGAAAUGUGGGAUGGACGUCCAUCGACUCCAUCGUUCAAAACGCAAUGCUUCUUGACUCUUUAAAAUGCAACGUACAUUUUCAAUUUUUAACAUUCGAUAAUUUUAUAUUGCAAGUGUUUUAAUCUCUGUUAAAGUAAGUAAUUAUAAUUGUCUUUAUAUAUAUUCGUAUAUAUUACCUUUAUAUCAUAGCCUAAUAUUAAAAUGAGUGUAAAAAGAGAUGUAAAGUGUAAACUUGAAAUUGAUGAACCAAAACAAAAAGAAUGUCCUGAAGGAAAAUUUAUUGAUCCUGUCAGUCUUAUGGAAAAAGGCAAAUUCGUUUUCAAGGUUCCUCCGGAAGCUCCAGUUUUUGAACCUACUGCAGAAGAAUUUAAAGAUCCAUUGAAAUAUAUUGCUAAAAUUAGAAGUGAAGCUCAAAAACAUGGAAUUUGUAAAAUUAAACCUCCAUCUAAUUGGCAUCCUCCAUUUUGUGUUGAUGUCGAUAACUUUAAAUUUACACCAAGGAUUCAAAAACUAAAUGAACUCGAUGCAAGUACUAGAGUUAAACUCAAUUUCUUGGAAAAAAUUGCCAAAUAUUGGCAUUUACAAGGGAUUCGUAUUAAAAUACCAGUAUUAGAACAAAGAGCUGUAGAUUUAUAUUCUCUUUAUAAAAUUGUAGAAUUUGAAGGAGGUUUUGAUGAAGUAUGUUUGGCAAAAAAAUGGGGAAAAGUGGCGAGUCGUAUGGGUUAUGUUUGUGAAAAAUCUUCUGGUACAGUUUUAAAAAGUCAUCAUGAGAGGUGGCUUAAUCCUUUUUCACUUUUUCAUGCCACCAUUAAAGAUGAAAUUUAUAACAAACCAAUUAAAAGAGAGAAUAAAGUUGUAAAUAUUAAAGAAGAAAGUUCAUCUGUUUCAAAUUCACCUACUAAACGAGCUAGACUCAGCCCAGAUGAUGAAAAUGAAUCUGAUGAUUACAUAAAGGAUCCAUUUUAUCUAAUGGAAAAUAAAGAAUUAAGAAAAUUACAAUUUUUUGGUGCUGGACCUAAGAUGGCCGGUUUCAGUUCCAAGUGUAGAAUAGGACAUUUAAAGACAAAAGAUUCUAAAAAGUCGAAAAGAAAAACUAAACCUGCUGUAGAUUAUUUGGAUAAAUAUUACUGUCAAAAAUGUGGAAGUGGUAAAUCUGAAGAGACUAUUUUAAUUUGUGAUGGCUGUGAUUUAAGUUUCCACAUGCACUGUUUAAUUAUACCAUUAACUACUAUUCCCAAGGGUGAAUGGAGAUGUCAUAAAUGUGUGAUCAAUGAAGUGAUCAAACCUAGUGAUGCUUUUGGAUUUGAACAAGCCCAGCGUGAGUACACACUUCAACAAUUUGGAGAAAUGGCUGACCAAUUUAAAUCCAAAUAUUUUAACAUGCCUGUUCAUCUUGUGCCUACCAGCAAAGUCGAACAGGAGUAUUGGAAAAUCGUUUCAUCUAUUGACUCUACAGUAAUUGCAGAAUAUGGUGCUGAUUUACAUACUAUGGAUCAUGGAUCAGGAUUCCCUACAGGUCUAGCACUUUGUGGAAAUGAAGAUAAUACUUUUUACAAGUCAUAUAUAGAAGACCAUUGGAAUUUAAAUAAUAUACCAAUACUCAAAGACUCUGUUCUUAGUUUUAUUAAUGCUGAUAUAUCUGGUAUGAAAAUUCCAUGGAUGUAUGUUGGUAUGUGUUUUUCCACAUUUUGCUGGCAUAAUGAAGAUCAUUGGAGCUAUUCGAUCAACUAUUUACAUUGGGGUGAACCAAAAACAUGGUAUGGAGUUCCAGGAGCUUCUGCUGAAGCGUUUGAAGAAGUUAUGAAGGAGACUACACCAGAAUUAUUUCAUUCUCAGCCAGACCUCUUACAUCAGUUGGUUACUAUUCUGAAUCCAAAUAUAUUGAUGAAAGCAAAUGUCCCAAUUUAUCGAACUGAUCAGAAUGCUGGAGAAUUUGUUGUUACUUUUCCGAGAUCUUACCAUACUGGAUUUAAUCAAGGAUAUAAUUUUGCUGAAGCUGUGAAUUUUGCUCCUGCUGAUUGGAUUUCAAUAGGUCGUGAAUGUGUUAAUCAUUAUUCAUCUCUCAAACGAAUAUGUGUAUUUUCCCAUGAUGAACUUAUAUGCAAAAUGGUGAAUUCUUGUGAUGACUUGGCACCAAAAGCAGCUGAACUUGUAUAUGAUGAUUUGAAUGAAAUGGUGAAGUUUGAAAGAGUUCAACGUAAAGCACUUUUAGAUUGGGGUGUUACUGAAGCAGAUUUUGUUGAAUUUGAACACCAGGUAGAUGACCUUAGACAAUGUAUGAUUUGUAAUACCACUCUAUAUAUAUCUGCUGUAUCCUGUUUAUGUGAUCCAAAAAGACUGGCAUGUCUUCGGCAUUUUAAGCAACUUUGUGAUUGUCCUGCACAAAUGCACGUGUUCAAAUAUAGGUACACCCUUGAUGAAUUUCCACCUCUAUUGCGAAAGGUCAAAGCUAAAGCUGAACAAGCUUGAUCAUUGAAAACAUUAAUGUAUAUUCUUUUUAAGGUAAAAACCAUUUAAGCAGUUAUUGACAAAUAUAACCAAAAUGUGAAAAUAAAGAAACAUAAAACUAGGUAUAGUAUAAAAAUAUGUUAAAAAACUAUAUUUUUGCAUCUCAUAAUUAUGUUUAUAUAUUUAAGUCUUCUUAGUCUAGAAUUGAUUGCUUACCUAUAUAUUAAAGACAAUUAAGUAUUUUAUAAUCUAAUUUAAAAAAUAAUAUUACAUUAUUAAAUAUUGUACAGAGUUUGAAUAUAUUUGUGUAUUCUAGAUCCCAUAAAAUAGUUGUAUCUUUUUUUUCUCGCUGAAUUAUUUGUGUAACAUUUCUAUUGAUUUAAUUUUAUAUAAUAUAUUUUAAUGAACUUAGUAUUAUCUUUAAGUAUCUGCUAGAUAGGUUCUAAUUAUUAGAAAUUGAUAUUCUAACAUUAUAAAUUGCUAUGUUAAUGUUGAUUUUAAAAUAUGCUUAUUAUUAUUAUUAUAUAAAUUAAAGUGUAUAUUUAAUAAUUAUAAAUGUUAACAACCUAAUAGUAUAUU
Molecule: messenger RNA, 4374 nt
Organism: Myzus persicae (green peach aphid)
Lineage: Eukaryota; Metazoa; Arthropoda; Insecta; Hemiptera; Aphididae
Gene: Kdm5
Product: lysine-specific demethylase lid
Exons: 1
Coding region: 1549-3816 (755 amino acids)
Biological process (GO): chromatin remodeling
Cellular component (GO): nucleus
Molecular function (GO): histone demethylase activity; DNA binding
Source: RefSeq, a predicted model, not a curated record